GCAUACCCGGCAGGAUUCGGCCUGCAACUGAUUUUCUGAGCGGCGCGCUCACGGCAGCAGUCACUCCAGCCGCUUCCCGGCAGCAAGCUCUGGACGCAGCCUCAACGCCCGGUGCGUGGAGACGGCUGGCACCAGUUGCGGUCGCCCACUGCCGGGGCACUGGGCCUGCCCAGGGACCCUCCCGGCGCCGGCCGACCGGACCGAUCGCUCGGCGCCGCUGCAACGCACCCACGCUCGGCACCCGCAGCAGGCGUCGCCAGGCGGGCAGUUCGCAACAGCCGCAGUAGCAGCAGUAGCAGCACGGGAGCCCUCUGAGUGCGUGACACACACUGACAAUUUGGCCCAGUGGGCCCGCCAGUGGCCAUGAACGCCAUUCUGCUGCGCACGCUGCAGCCGCCGCGCACGCCCAGCCUCUUGGCGUUCAGCGACUACCGCGAGGCUGAGCAGGCCAAUGCGCGGCACAGCUCCACCACAGCCACCGGGGCCCUGCUAGAGUAUGAGACGCUGGAGCUGCGCGUGCACCCGCCCAACGUGGUCGUGGACAACGAGUCCUACUCAGACCGUACCCUUAUUACCCUCGACUCGGCCAACCGGCCCGGCACGCUGGUGGAGGUGGUGCAGCUGCUGACGGAGCUGGGGCUGUGUGUGACCAAGGCGCGCAUCAGCAGCGACGGCGGCUGGUUCGUGGACGAGUUCCACGUCACGGACGCUGGCAAGAAGGUCACCAACGAGCGCAAGCUGCGGGCCAUUCGCAAGGUGCUGUCUGUGGACACGGACCCGGGCAGUGACGCGGAGGCGGACGUGGGGGUGUUUGAGGAGGCCUCGCAAUGCUCCACCGUGUUCGAGCUGGCCGGUAACGACCGCAUAGGGCUGCUGGCCGAGGUGAUUGCGCUGCUCAAGAACAACGGCUGCGAGGUCCGCUCGGCGGCGGUGUGGACGCACAACCACCGAGUGGCGUUUGUUAUCUCAGUGCUGGAGGCCUCCGCCUCCGCCACCGCCGGCGCGGUGGCGGCGCCAGGUGUGCACCACACGCACCUGCACAACGCCGCCACGCACCACCACGGCAUCGCGGCAGCGCCGGGUGGCGGCGUGGGCGGCGGCAGCUGCCCCAUCAAGGACGGCAUCAAGCUGGCGCGGCUGCGGCAGCUGCUGCUGGGCAUGAUGGACCCGAGUGGCCAGGACUCGGUCGUCAACGUGGCCACCACCAAGGGCCUGAUCCACUACGAGCGGCGACUGCACCAGCUGCUGCUCAAGGAGGAGGAGGCGCAGUGGCGGCGUGCGGGCGAGCUGGCGGCGGCCUAUGAGGCGGAGCUGGCGGAGCUGCAGGCGCAGCAGGAGCGCCGCUGGGCCGGCGGCGCCUGGUCCAGCACCGCGGCGGCGGCGGGCGCGGCGGCACUGCCGGGGUCGUCGGGUCGCGUACGACCGCAGCCGAUCACGAUAUACGGCGGCGGCGGCGGCGGCAGCGCGCUGCCGUCGCCUGCGAGCCUGCUGUCGGCGGCGCCGUCGCCGAGUAUGGCGGCGGCAGGGUCAGCGGGGGCGGGGCCAGGGACGGGGCCGAGCUCGAGUGUGGCGGGGACGCCUGGGGCAGGGGUGUCCGGCGCCACCACGCCGACGCGGGCAACGUCUGCAGAGGCGGCGGCGGGCCGGGGUCAGGGGCAGGGGCAAGGGACAGUCGCAGCGGCGGCAGCGGCUGCAGCGGCGGCAGCGGCGCAGGUGCAUAGCGCCCUGGGCUCGCCGCUCAUGUGCAGCCCAGAGAACAGCGUGCACGGGGGCCGCGCCAACGUAGCGGGUGGAGGUGCCAACGCCGCCGCCCCCUCCACAGCUGAUGGCGCCGCCGCCGCGUCAGCAACCGGCGGCGCCGGCCCCAACGCGGGCGCCUCCGGCGUCAGCUCCGCCGACUUGAGCAGCCAGCCGUCAGUCCUGCGGACCUCGUCCGUGACCGCCACCGCCGCCGCCACGACCAACGGCACCGCCUCCGGCGCCGCGGAGGGCGCCACAGCUAGCAGCACCAACAAUAACAGUAACAACACUCACUACGGCGGCAAGCAGCCCGCCGCGACGCUGGCGGCGCCGCCGUCGCCGUCGCCGCCGCCCGCGCUGUCGGCGUCGAGCGCCCAGAAGCCGGAGGUGUCCAUCCAGCACACCAAGCAGCACAACUACUGGAUGAUCAGCAUCCGCUGCCGCGACCGGCAGAAGCUGCUGUUCGACACGGUGUGCACCCUGGCCGACCUCAACUACGACGUGUACCACGGCGCGGUGGACUGUGAGGUGGAGCGGGAGCGAGCCCACGGCCAGCCGCUCAGCAUAGCCGUGCAGACGUUCUACCUGCGGCCGCGGUUCGGCGACUGCGUAUGGGACGCCAAGCGCGCAGCCAAGCUCAAGUACAUGCUGGAAGUGGCCAUACAGCGGCGUCAGCCCACCGGCACCAAGGUCCACAUCUCGGGCGUGCCUGCCUCCGCUGCUGCCGCCGCCUCCGGGGCCGGCGGGGGCGGCGGCGCCACCUCGGACCUGCCUGCGCUGACGGCGGUGUGGCGCGACUUCGGGCUGUGCAUCAGCCGCGCCAAGGUGCGCGCGCUGGCGGGUGCGGCGGGUGAGCACACCUUCUACCUGGUCGACCGCAACGGCCUGCCUCCCGCAGACACCGUUGUGCAGGCCGCGUGUCAGCAGAUUGGCGGAGUGCGACUGGCGCGGCCGGACGCAGGGAUGAUGGGCAGCAGCGCCGGAGCCGGGGCUGGGGCCGGCAUGGCGGGUGGCUCAGUGGGCGGCAAGGCCGGGGCCGGGAAGGGCGCGGCCGGCGGCGCGGGUGCCGCCGUGCCGCCUGGGGAGUACAAGUUUGGGUUCACUGUGUAUUCACGAUCGGGCUGGGGUGGCCGUGAUGCCAACGGCGCGCCCGAGUCGGUGUAAGAUAGACACGCGGGUUGGUGGCCGGGAACCUGCAUUUCGAGGAGUUGGUUGCAGGAGGCGGGCGGGCAGGAUUGACCGAUCGGGGCGGCAAGCAGGAAGGCAGACAGAACCGGAGCAGGGAUGGGCCGUGUGUAGCGCGUGCGACAGUGCUUUUGUGUGCAUGCGGUGUUUAUAGCUCGUCCAAUGCGUCUGUCGAAGUAGAGCCGAAAUAGAGCUUUAGCAUGUAGGGCAUGUGGUCCCCACAUUGGGUCGCACUUGGGCAGCCCGAGCUUCUAACAAACACACCUAGCUAGACCAGGCUCUCGGGCGUGUCUAGCUGGUGUAUCAGUACUUAUGUCACGUGAUAUCAUACGUACUGUUCCUUUUUUGUUGGCGAUGGGAUGUAUGCGGCUUGGGGUGUUUAGUGCCUGUUUCCACGUGCCGUCACCGUGUGCCGUCGUGCGUGCGUGCGUGUGUUGAUGUGCGCCAGGUGAUGUGCAUGUCUCCAAUGGUUAGCUAAGACAGACCGCGUGUUACAUUGCCCGACUCCCUGUACAACUGGAUUCAGAUUGAUGUCAAGGCUGUGCACCAGAGCAUUGUGCGGACAUGAUGCAUUCACCCCAGGAGCCCAGAGCGGUGUGGGGCAGGAGCCCAGCAGUAGAUGGCGCAUGGCUGCUAUGGCAACACCGGGUGGUUGGAAGCAAGCAGGUGCGCUGGCAAUCACACGGACGUGUCCUUUGGAUCAAGAUAGACGCACAUGGCUGAGGCAGCGGGGCCGUGGUGCCUUGGAUAUGGAGUCCUGUUGAUGAUGGACGUCCUGUUAGUUCCUGGUGCUGUGACUGCAGCGCGCGGGGCGCGCGCAUGGAAUGACAGGUCUGAGCCACACAGUAACGGCUUCGCAUGGUUCGUCUUAAAAGCAUUCUCAAUAAUGCUCCGUCAACAAGCCAUGUCGUGUUGUGAGCAAGGCAGGAUGUUUCAGGAGAGUUUCAGGAUGGUAGCGAAGUGUACGUCAAGCAAGCGGCGUGUCAAGGGUCCCUGCGUGUCAAGUGUCAAAUCCCCUGCUAGCCUGGCC
This is a messenger RNA of Chlamydomonas reinhardtii, 3955 nucleotides long. RefSeq lists its product as uncharacterized. Bases 364 to 2904 code for a protein of 846 amino acids. The transcript has 10 exons. The record is from RefSeq and is a predicted model, not a curated record. NCBI's taxonomy places the organism in Eukaryota, Viridiplantae, Chlorophyta, Chlorophyceae, Chlamydomonadales, Chlamydomonadaceae.